AUGUCGGAUCUUGACGAGAAGAAUUCAACCGGACCAGGUGCAGGAGACCCUGUCACUCCUCCUCCUCCUGCUCAUCAUCAUCAUCACGAUCCUAUCCCCGGAGAGAUUCCCAUCCCUCACGGUCCAGUACCCGACUCCAGCGAUGCAGAUGGCGACGACGGCGACGACGGCGUCAUCGCCGGCACGACCCAGCACGAGCGCCGCAUCUUCGGCCACGUCACCCGCCCCGACGACUCUUACACUCCAGAGGGCGUGUACUGGGCUGACCUGCCCCUCCUCAGCCGCUUCGGCUUCGUCUCAAAGGUCGACCGCGCCGCCGCCGCCCAGGAGCUCGGCACCGUCGGCUCCAUGAUGAGGAAGGACCCCCUCUCCCCCGUCGGCUGGUACCUCCGCAACGCCGUCAUCCCCGGCGCCGGCCUCGGUCUCGAGGGCUACGUCCUCUUCUCCAUCGGCAACCUCGAGCCCCUCUUCGCACUGGUCUGGCCCGCCUGCUGGAGCGACAACACCGUCUGCUCCAAGAACUGGGUCGCUGCCGUCACCUAUCUCGAGAUCAUCGGAAUCAUCUGGGGUCUCACCCUCGAGGGCUGGGUCAUCUGCUACGCCUGGUCGCUCUUCUUCUACAGCGUCGGCGUCGGCGGCGAGUACCCGAUCACGGCCACGUCCUCGCUCGAGAACUCGGUGGCGGCCGGCCGGCUGUCGACGCGCGAGGACCGCCUCCAUCGCGGCCGCCGCGUCACCAUGGCCUUCCUGAUGCAGGGCUGGGGCCAGUUCGUCAACCAGGUCAUGCUCAUCGUCCUGCUCGUCAUCUUCAACUCCGGCUCCAGCCAGGCGCCCUUCUCCAAGCUGGCGGCCCAGUUCACCUUCCGGCUCUCCUUCGCCUUCCCGGCCGUCGGCACGCUCUGGCUGGUCUACUACCGGACCUGGCGGAUGCCGGACGCGUCCCGGCAGCUGGCCGAGGCCAAGUCGCGCACCAACGUGACCGGCUACGACGUCACCGCCCUCCGCUACUGCUUCACCUACUUCGGCCCCCGCCUGCUGGCCACGGCCGGCGCCUGGUUCUGCAACGACGUCUUCUUCUACGGCAACAAGCUCUUCCAGGGGCAGUUCAUCAAGGUCGUGUCCGACAGCCCGGGCCUGAUGACGACCUGGACCUGGAACCUGGUCAACAUCGUCGUCUCCCUGGCCGGCUACUACGCCGCCGCCCUGCUCAUCGACAACAAGCUGUACGGCCGCCGCACCAUGAUGCAGGUCGGCUUCUUCUUCUGCUUCCUCAUGUUCGUCAUACCCGCCUUCGACUACGACCACUACACCUCCCCGGCCGGCGUCCACGCCUUCCAGGCCAUGUACUUCCUCUCCUCCUUCUUCAACCAGUUCGGCCCCAACAGCGUCACCUUCCUCGUCGCCGCCGAGGUCUUCCCCACCCCCAUCCGCGCCACCGCCCACGGCUUCUCGGCCUGCGUCGGCAAGGCCGGCGCCCUGCUGGCCUCGAUCCUGUACAACUACAUCGACGACCGGACAAAGUUCCACGUCGUCCCCUGGUUCGGCCUCGUCGGCAUGCUCCUCACCUUCCUCUUCCUGCCCGACACCACCGGCCUCGACCUCAAGGAGCAGGAGCGCCGCUGGACCUACAUCCGCGCCGGACGCGACCACGACUACCACGGCGUCGCCGUCCACCCCUCCCACCUCUCCCUCUGGGAGCGCCUCCGCGGCGUCGGGAGGCACUACGACCCCCAGGCCGACUGGCGCUCCCGGAUCGACGACAUGCGCGCCGAGUGGGAGCGCGUCCAGUCCGAGCUCGGCCCCAAGGAGCGGGAAUCGCACGUCGGAGGCCUGCACCCCGCCACCGACGCGGACGGCAACACCACCACCGCCGGUACCGCCGCCCUCCCAGACGACGGAGAGUUCUCCCCCGAGAUUCACCAGUACUUUCUCCGUUCCAGUCCUAUGCAUACUACGACGAACAAGACGAAGGGUACCCCUGAUCCUUGA
Messenger RNA from Geosmithia morbida, 1989 nucleotides. RefSeq names its product to MFS phosphate transporter. Gene Ontology annotation, biological process: transmembrane transport. Gene Ontology annotation, cellular component: membrane. Gene Ontology annotation, molecular function: transmembrane transporter activity. NCBI's taxonomy places the organism in Eukaryota, Fungi, Ascomycota, Sordariomycetes, Hypocreales, Bionectriaceae. The transcript is spliced from 3 exons. The record is from RefSeq and is a predicted model, not a curated record. The coding region runs from base 1 to 1989 and encodes 662 amino acids.